GCUGCUCAACAAUCCAUCCUUAUCCUAAAACCCCCUCACGCCUUUGGCCCACAUAGGCUAUAUAAAAUAUCACUCAGUAGAGAUGGCUUGCAUACUUGAACCAGGAAUCGACCAGUCUAUACCUGAUCUAAUUAUCCUGCUGCAGCUCGAAGAUGUCGGUCUUUAUUUCGAAUCUUCUUAAGGUAAAUCCCGGGAGCCCAUAGAUGAGCAAAUUGCUUUUCAGGUACAGAAUGAAGAGCUGGAAAGUAUUUCCCAAUUUCUCUUAGAUAGACGGAUGGCUAUGAAUUUUGCUGCCGCGGUCCAAGCUGAUGAGAAUAUUCUGGAUGAAAGCGUAUUGGAAGAAGAGAAUACAGCUAAAGAUCGGAAUAUUGCCUGUCAUUGGACAGAUAAUGGAUGUUCUCUGGCUCCGGGGGACCACCAGUCAGAUGCGGGAUCGAUGGCUCUAGACGAUGAGACUUUGGAUAAACUCCAGAUCUUGUAUAUGUCUGGUCAAGAAGGCUACAACAACAUUCACUGUGUGGGAAUAGCAAGUGAAGAGACUGAACAAGGUGAAUCAUCUGCUUGGGCAGCCCAACGUGUUCGCCAGUCAAUACCGCUACAUCGCCGUGUAGCGUGCAGAGAAGAAGUGGAGAUUUGUCAACGUCGCACGUGUAUCAUGUUGUCAUGAGUAUCGUCGUUCCUGUUUAGAAGAUUUGUCCAAUGCCUCGAUGACGGUCGAGUCUCUAUUUCCUCCGCGCUGUUGCAGAAAGCCUAUCAACGUGAGCAUCGCGCAUAUUCCUGAAAACUGAUCUCAUACAACGGUAUGAGAAAAAGAAAGUCGAGUUCGAAACUCCAAACAAAACAUACUGCCACUCUCCUGAGUGCUCCACUUUCAUCGACAUAUCACAUAUUGGGCGUGAGGUAGCCACAUGUCCCAAUUGUAGGCGUACGACCUGUGCGAGCUGCAAAGGACGUGCUCAUUUAGGAGAUUGCCC
This is a messenger RNA of Aspergillus alliaceus, 974 nucleotides long. RefSeq lists its product as uncharacterized. The coding region runs from base 275 to 667 and encodes 130 amino acids. Lineage: Eukaryota; Fungi; Ascomycota; Eurotiomycetes; Eurotiales; Aspergillaceae. The record is from RefSeq and is a predicted model, not a curated record. The transcript has a single exon.